Vigna radiata var. radiata (mung bean) is the source of this 2381-nucleotide messenger RNA. Its product is annotated as WAT1-related protein At4g01440. Gene Ontology annotation, molecular function: transmembrane transporter activity. The record is from RefSeq and is a predicted model, not a curated record. Bases 1453 to 2352 code for a protein of 299 amino acids. The transcript has 3 exons. Lineage: Eukaryota; Viridiplantae; Streptophyta; Magnoliopsida; Fabales; Fabaceae. Gene Ontology annotation, cellular component: plasma membrane.
UUUAAUGCCACGUAAUAAAAAAAUUACAUUGUCAGCAUACCCUUUCUAAUGGCGUCAUCUCAAUUUGACGGAAAAGUCCUAUUUGAUUCAAUUUUACAAAAAUAAGGACUCAAUUGAGACGUCGAAAAAGAAAGGGACCUAUUUAAAAUUUUGUACGAAAAUAGAGACCUAUUAAGACAUUAAACCAAAUUUUAACUAUCUUUAAAAGAAUACUUUAUAAAAUACAGGAAAUAAAAUAAUUUUAAUUCGAAAACAAAAGAUUAUAUAUGAGUAUAAUAAAUUGAAAACAAGAGUGGAUGUAGGAGUGAAUGAAAUAACACAAAGCAUCUAUUCUUUGUUCAUUUGAUCAAAACCACUGCAUUGUGAACUGUUUUGGUGGAAACGUGCUAUUAUGUUCCUUCAUUUUCAUGAUGAAAUGUCAAUUCCUACAUCUAGGAAAUAUCCGACUUCAGAAUUUUCUUCUUUGUUCUUUUCGAAAAGCAAGUCACAUUAUGUUUUCACUGAAUUCCAAUAUUUUCCUCCCACCAAAUUGUUACCGAGAUGUAAUUGUGCUAAAGACUGUAGAAAAAUAGUAUUUUCAGAAUAUUAAGCUCCAAGAGGUCUACCAUUAUAAUUUAGCUAUGGUGUGACGAAACUAUACUAUAAUACAAUACAAAUAACUGAACAUGGGAAUCAAUUCACAUAAUGUUAUUUUAACUUUCUCAUGGUCUUGAAUUCUAUAUGUUUAGUUAAAUUAAAUAAUCACAAAAAGCUUUAUUUUUCACAGUGAUUCUACUUGACUUGAAUAAGAAUGUCUUUAAUAAAUGAUAUAUUGAUCUAUGAAAGCAAAAAAAUACACCACAAACCUCUUUUCACAUUCUGCAAUUUGCAUCCCAGUAAGACAGCAUCUUACACCUUUCUGUUAUCUUUCUUUUCCCAUGAUCUGACAUCUUGUUUUUGUCUGCAAUAAGACAGAUAAAUAUAAUAAGUAACACGUGAAGAAAAUCAGAAAAAUAGAUUACCAGUAACCAAAAGAAAUUGGAGGCAGUGUCAUAUCUGUCUUAACUUUCUAAUGUUGCUUACAAGUUACACCACCAGUGAAAUUCUAAUGCAACCAUUCAUUCACUAGGAUAAUAAGGUGACGGUUCAAAGGGCGGUACCAUAUGUUGGAUUAUACUUAUUCAGAAGAUAAGAAACUUAUUCUGAUGUCAAUUGAUGUACAUAAACAACAUGUGAUCUAAUUUAUUACUGAUCUUAGCAGCAGAAAAUUGUAGGAAAAGGAUUGUGAAAAGAAUCAACAUGUAAAAUGUGGCAAUUUGACUGGAAAGAAGAUUGAUGUGAUAAAUCUGAUAUGUUCCUCAUUUUCCCAGAAUAAGGUGAGUCAAUGACAAAGAACGAAUAUCUCAUCCGUUACGUGUAAAUUUCCACCAUUAGAAAUUGAAAACAAGUAAAUAAUAAAGUCUGGAACACUGAAUGAGGAAUGUUGAUGUGGUGAGGAAUAUAUCAUCAUGUUUGUUCCCCUUGUUCUGGGAGGCUGUUGAAUUCCUCUAUAGAUUGGAGAAAACAGCCGUCAUCCCACCAUUCUUCAAAAACUUUACAAACAACAAAGUACAACAAAUAAAUUUCAUGAUGUUGACGCAUUCCCGUGAACUGUGCAAGCCAGUCUCCAUCAUGAUUCUAGUUAACUUGGCUCUGGCUUUUGUCAAUUUGCUCCUGAAGAAGGUUCUUAAUGAAGGAAUGGAUUACAUGUCCAUUAUAACAUAUCGACAGGCAAUUUCGUUUAUCUUCAUGGCACCUAUUGCCUGCAUCUAUGAAAGAGUAACAGUUCCACAAAACCUAUUCCUUCUUGGACUUGAUUAUACGUCAGCUACGUUCUCGUGUGCGUUCCUCAACACGGUGCCUGUAUUUACGUUCAUUAUGGCAGUGCCAUUUGGAUUUUCAAGGAUAGAGAAGGUGAAUGUGCAAAGCAAGGGAGGCAAAGCUAAAGUCAUGGGAACUUUUGUGUGCAUUGGUGGAGUCUUGUUGUUGGUCCUUUAUAAAGGAAUGCCCCUUUUCAAGCCACAAUCUCAAUACAUAGCUGACAAAAUUACAAGUGUACCUUCAACUGCCAAGUUAGAAACGUGGAUUAUAGGUUCAAUAAUUCUGACUGUAGGCUGCCUCCUGUGGUCUUCAUGGUUCAUCAUACAAGCAAAGAUUAGCAAAAAAUAUCCAUGUCAAUACUCUUGCACAGCUAUUUUGUCACUCUUCGCUGCCAUUCAAUCAGCAAUAUUAACUCUGAUCAUCAAGGGAAAUAAUGCUUCGUGGAUUCUCAAAGGAAAGCUAGAAAUAAUAAGUAUUAUAUAUGCUGUAAGUACAUUCUUCGUAAUAUCAUGAUCAUUUUAAAUUAUUUUUAAGUAGCCUGU